AUGAGAGAAAGUAGUCAAAAUAGCAAUUCUAGUGGUAGUGUCUUUGUUCCCCCUCCAAAUCAUGAAGCCUACUCCCUUAUUGGUUCUAAUCAAAUUGCUGUAACAAAUGAUAUCACUAUGUCCUCGGAUAUAAUUACAGACUCCUUUCCCUUGGCAUUCCCAAACAUUAGAAUGGAAGACACUGUUAAUGUCAUUGAAGAUUUGGGUAAUGGCUGCUUAGGAAAAUUGGAUGCUGCUAGCCAUCCAGCAGCUAAUGUUGUUCUUGCCAAUGAAUUGCUACUCAAGAUGAAGUGUGAUGUGCUGGAAUUGCAUGCUGAAGGGGAUAAAAUCAAUAGCAAUUCAUCUGAGAACACAAAGAAAAGACCUCGGGUUUCGAAAGAUGCAUCAAAAGUUUAUAAGAAAGUGCAGUACCCGAAAAAGAACCGCAAGAUCAAUUUAAAUGGCAACGAAGGAGAGAGUAACGUUGUUUCGGAUGGACAGAGUUCUAGCACACCCUGUAGUUCAGAGGCUUCUCAAGCUCUUAACUUGAAUGGAAAGACGAGAGCCAGUAGAGGUUCAGCAACUGAUCCCCAGAGCCUCUAUGCAAGGAAAAGAAGAGAGAAGAUUAAUGAGAGAUUGAGAAUUUUACAGAACCUUGUCCCCAAUGGAACAAAGGUUGAUAUCAGCACAAUGCUUGAAGAGGCCGUUCAUUAUGCGAAGUUCUUGCAGCUCCAAAUCAAGCUUUUAAGCUCUGAUGAUCUUUGGAUGUAUGCUCCUAUUGCUUACAAUGGCAUCGAUGUCAGUCUCAAUAAGAAGAUCUCCACACUUCUAUGA
Durio zibethinus is the source of this 813-nucleotide messenger RNA. Lineage: Eukaryota; Viridiplantae; Streptophyta; Magnoliopsida; Malvales; Malvaceae. The record is from RefSeq and is a predicted model, not a curated record.